AUGGGCUUUGGCUAUGCCGAGCAUGCCUGGGACGGCUAUUUUUGCCGCGCAACGAGAUCGAGAUCCUGCUCCCAAUCAUUGCCGUGCUCGGUCAUGGGGAUUGUAGUAGUCGCGGUUGACCGCGCUCCGGAGUCAUGGGUCAAGCGGAUACGGACGAAGGUGGACGAGAGGUGCCAAAAGGUGCCAUGGCCGAUUGGAGAACAACCGUUGAAAGCCGCCGCGAGGGCGUCAAUCGCGGAGAAACAUUUGCACGUUGACUCGAUUGGAUGCUUGGCGAAAUCCCUUCAGUCCGUUUGCCGUGGGUUCGGGCCUGGCGAGGGUGGGAAUAGCACCUCUUUUGGGUUGGUGCUAGGGUACUGCGUCGGCCAUUCCCCCUGCAUGUGUACUCACAAGCCAUCUCGAAAAAUUCUCGUAAACCGUGCACCUGGAUCAAACUCACCCGAUAUUUCCUCGUCUCCCCCCGGUGCCCUCCUUGGGUCACAGGAUUCAAGUCCCGAUUUGGCGAACAACGCGAUGCCAUUGGGACGAUGA
Molecule: messenger RNA, 531 nt
Organism: Neurospora crassa OR74A
Lineage: Eukaryota; Fungi; Ascomycota; Sordariomycetes; Sordariales; Sordariaceae
Exons: 3
Coding region: 1-531 (176 amino acids)
Source: RefSeq, a predicted model, not a curated record